GGUUAACUACUGUAUUUAACUAACAAGUGAGGGUGGGUUGUCAGAGGGUGCGACUGGAGCAAAGGAGAUAUAAACAUUUUGCAAAACAAACUGCUGGGGGUCUGCCUAGUUUUGGGGAGGGACAAAAUGCGAGGGAACAGGAGGACUGAACAGAAAAUAGUUCAACACAUGGAGAGGGCAUUUGGAAUAGUUGAAUGAAUGACAUAUGGGCAAGUUUAAAAGUUGACAGAAGAAUUGAGCAAUGCGUGUUUUGCAAGUUAUUCUUUUAAAAUAUUGAUUUUGUUGGUUGUAGUGCAACGUAUCGUGAUGUAACGUGGCUAGCCAGCUACAGUAGUUGAAGACUUUGAACAGAACAAGAUACAGUGGGACAGUGAGCGCUUUAGCUCGCAACACCUCAGUGAACUGCCAGCUUUGCUAGACUAGCAAGAACACUUCUCUUUCAGUUUAUCUUUACUCUUCUUUACGCUGUCGUCGAAUUUGUCUUACAUUUCACAGAUAAGCUUGUUGCUAACGGUUUGAUACCUGUCAAGUUUAACUUGUGGUUGUUGGACAUGGUUUUCAAUAACAGCUAGCUAGCUAAAGUUAGUCAGCCAUCAUUAAUUUGUAUUUUUCAACGUUGGACGGACUGAAUGUUCACCUUUGGGAUACUUAACGUUACUGUCAGUAAACAGCAACAAUACAACAUCAACGUUGUAUUUUAAACAAGAGACAAUAUGCAAAAGUUCAACUCGACACACACUAGUACUCUUCCUCGGGACGCUGAGCUUCAGCAGCGUUUAGCCGACAACGGGGGAGCCGGGGAGGCGAUGAAGGAAAACGGCGCUGGGAAGAAUCACAUCCUUGCAGAAUCUGCAGACAGUUCACUCUGUACCAAGAGAAAGAUGCUGGUCGCCUUGGAUGUUUUCUGUCUGUUUGUAGCCUCCAUCCCGUUCUUUGCCUGUGAGUUGAAGGCGGUGAUUCCGUACCGGAGGGGUUUCUUCUGUGGGGACCAGAGCAUCACCUACCCCUACCUGGAGAGAGAGGCCAUCCCUGACGCACUGCUCAUCGCUGGGGGCAUCGUCAUCACUGGCCUCACGAUUGCGCUGGGCGAGUGUUACCGGGUUCGUUUCCGUGAGGUGCAAUCGCGGGCCUUCGUGCGCAACUGCUACGUGUCCUGCCUCUACAAGGAGCUGGGCAGCUUCCUGUUCGGCUGCUGCGUGGGCCAAUCACUGACCAACAUGGCCAAGCUGAGCGUGGGGCGUCUGCGACCUAACUUCCUGUCGGUGUGCAACGUGACAUACGCCUCGCUCAACUGCGUCCCCGGCUCCUACGUGGCCCAGGUCACCUGCAGGCAGCACAAACACAAGAUGGUGGAAGAGGCCAGGAAGUCCUUUUUCUCUGGCCAUUCCUCUUUUGCCAUGUACACCAUGCUCUACCUGGCGUUCUACUUGCAGGCACGGUUGUCAUGGCGAGGGGCCCGUCUGCUGCGCCCGCUGCUGCAGUUCCUGCUGGUGAUGAUAGCCGUGUACACCGGGCUGAGCCGCAUCUCCGACUACCGCCACCACCCCACCGAACACACACACACACACCAAAUCACUGUAGAGUACAACCCGUCCACAUGGAGAUAUGCAUAGUAAUUUUACAGAUAUUUUUGUAUUCGAAAAACGACAAAUGUUUCUAUUUUUCAAAUGAGAGUCGUAGAUGAAGCUGCUAAUGAUAAUGAUUUGUUCCUGUUCUAAGUAGAAUAUGUUUUAUAUGUGAUGGUGGUUAGUGGGCAGUGCAUUAGGUUAGCUCUCACAAACACACGGUCRGUCAGUGUCUCUAAAUUAUCUUCAUUGGUCGUCACUUCGUUGGUCAUCCUCUGACCAGCCUGGAUGAUGAUAUCAUCAGCUGGACUCCACUUCUUCAGCUUGACGUCCCCUGACUCUAAUUCUGUGGAUGUCUCAUUGACGUUCCC
This is a messenger RNA of Salvelinus sp. IW2-2015, 1936 nucleotides long. It is a transcript of the gene ppap2d, whose product is annotated as phosphatidic acid phosphatase type 2D. Gene Ontology annotation, cellular component: plasma membrane. Gene Ontology annotation, biological process: phospholipid dephosphorylation; phospholipid metabolic process; signal transduction. Gene Ontology annotation, molecular function: phosphatidate phosphatase activity. Lineage: Eukaryota; Metazoa; Chordata; Actinopteri; Salmoniformes; Salmonidae. The record is from RefSeq and is a predicted model, not a curated record.